UGUGCUUCCCCUCUGACCUAGCCUAGAAGAAGGCUCAGCCCCUGGGAGAUGCUCUAAGGGACACUCCCCGAGAGGCUGGAGGAUUCCACUGCACAGCCGCCUCAGCUGGAAGGAGGAAGAUGGGCUCCUGUGCACAGGGAUUCAUGCUGGGGUGCUGCCUGCUGCUGGCCAUCACCUGGGGCCCUGUCCUGAGCCUUGUGCCGCGCGUUCAGGAGGAACAACAGGGGUGGGAAGAGACAGAGGAGCUGCCAUCUCCUCUGGAUCAUGUGACGAGGCCUGAAGAAACACGAGAGAAGUAUAGCCCCAGCCAGGGUGAGGACCUCCCCACUUCCCGGUGCUACCGAUGCUGUGACCCCAGCACUCCUGUAUACAAGACAAUCCCCCCACCCCAGAUCAACAUCACCAUCCUGAAAGGCGAGAAAGGUGACCGAGGGGAUCGAGGCCUCCAGGGGAAGUAUGGCAAAAUAGGUUCUACGGGUCCCAGGGGCCAUGUUGGCCCCAAAGGGCAGAAGGGAUCCAUUGGAGCCCCUGGGAACCACUGCAAGAGCCAGUACGCAGCCUUCUCCGUGGGCCGGAAGAAGGCUCUGCACAGUAACGACUACUUCCAGCCCGUGGUCUUCGACACAGAGUUCGUGAACCUCUACAAACACUUCAACAUGUUCACUGGGAAGUUCUACUGCUACGUGCCGGGCAUCUACUUCUUCAGCCUCAACGUACACACUUGGAACCAGAAGGAGACGUACCUGCACAUCAUGAAGAACGAGGAGGAGGUGGUGAUCCUGUACGCGCAGGUGAGCGACCGCAGCAUCAUGCAGAGUCAGAGCCUGAUGAUGGAGCUGAGGGAGGAGGAUGAGGUCUGGGUGCGUCUCUUCAAGGGCGAGCGUGAGAACGCCAUUUUCAGUGACGAGUUCGACACCUACAUCACCUUCAGUGGCUACCUGGUCAAACCGGCCUCUGAGCCCUAGCGGACACUCCUGUGGAGCUUCCACGGACUGCUGGCCUCCUUGCCUGGCACCCUGACCUGUCCCUACAUUCUACAGACACUGGAGUCCUGCCCCGGGCUGACCCCAUCGUCUCUCCACUCCAUCCUGGCUUCCUUGGCCUUGAUUUCCAAAGUUUUGGCUUUUGACAAGAUGCCUUUGGCCGCUGGGAAUCCCAAAGGACGGUUCGGUCCCAGAUCUGGCUGCUACUCUAAGCAGAGAACCUGCCGGCAAAUGAAAUCAUUGGGCGGGGAGCCUGUGAGGACAUUGGGGGGGGGGCCUCCAGCUCCUUCUGUGUACACAGCCUUAGACGACCCUGUGCUGUGUUGUCCCGUGGCCACAGGGUGUUCCAGAGCACAGCCCCUGUGUGUUCCCAUUCCUGGACGCGAGUAAGCAAAUAUCAUGGGUUUCUUAGGAAUGAAGUCAAGCAGAAAAGAGAAAGAAAGGUGGUGUUAGUUUUAGCUUUCCAGC
Mus pahari (shrew mouse) is the source of this 1451-nucleotide messenger RNA. It is a transcript of the gene C1qtnf1, whose product is annotated as C1q and TNF related 1. Lineage: Eukaryota; Metazoa; Chordata; Mammalia; Rodentia; Muridae. Gene Ontology annotation, molecular function: protein binding. The record is from RefSeq and is a predicted model, not a curated record. The coding region runs from base 120 to 965 and encodes 281 amino acids. The transcript has 4 exons.